Molecule: messenger RNA, 1738 nt
Organism: Macrosteles quadrilineatus (aster leafhopper)
Lineage: Eukaryota; Metazoa; Arthropoda; Insecta; Hemiptera; Cicadellidae
Exons: 2
Coding region: 278-1738 (486 amino acids)
Source: RefSeq, a predicted model, not a curated record
AACAAAAAACAGUCGGUUUAUGGGUAAAACUCAGUUUACUCUUUGUUCCAUUUCCAAAAAAAUCAGAAGAAAUUACAAUGCUAGUGGUCUAUCUCCAGAGAUGGAACACAUGCAUCCCUACUUUUGGCACUGACCAAUAGGAAUCGAGUAUUCACUGGAGUUGGAACACAUGCUUUCCAAAUAAAUUGUUAUUGUUUGUUUAUACAAAUAUACAGUUAAUUCAGUCUUCAGUCCUUCUGCAGACAUUGCGAGAAUGGGUUAUGUUCUUAUGAGUUAAAUGUUGGUAACUUUUCUGUUAUUUAACAUAAUGUCGAAACUAGAUGAAGAAAAUAUUAUGUCCCUAUUAAAUGACGAAUUCCUCAUGGAAAGUGACAUUGAAGAUGACCCAGGAUUACCUGACACCGCCAAUUCAAAUCACAAUGAUAAUUGUGUCAUUAUAGACGAUAUCCAAGUUGGUGAAGAAGUUACGCUUUUAGUUGAUGGUUCUGGUGUCUGUAGUAUCUAUAAUGCAGAACGUGAAAGCAAAGUGAAUGAUGAAGAGGCUGUUGCUAGUUUGAGCAUUGAUAACAGUGUUAAUGCUACCGGUAUGGAAAUAGGCCUAAGUGACUCCCCGAACAUUGAUAACAGUGAUAGUGAUAUGGAAAUAAGUGACUCACCAGGAAGUGAGAGUGAUGAAAUGUGUGACCAAGGAAAAAAAGUUAGGAGCCGAAAAAGAAACGUCUGUAGGAAGAACUGGAAAAUGGAAGUAAGGAAGAGAAAAAGACAGAGUGGAAAAGAAUAUGAAGAUAGAAAAGGAAAGGUUCACAGAGCUAGACGGAUUCAAGGUGAUUGCAAAGGAGCAUGCAAGUUUAAAUGUGACACACAAGUUAGUGCUGAUGAAAGAAAACAAAUUCACGACAAAUUCUGGUCCCUCAGUGAUACAGGUAAAAGUCAUUUUUAUAGUAAGUUUGUCGAAAGACACACUAAGCAAAGGUCUCGUACAUUACACGAAAAUAAUAGGAAGUUUUCUUAUUUCUACUACUUGGGAACUGAAAAAGAUAUGCGCGUUAGAGUGUGCAAAGAAUUUUUCUUUAAAACUUUGGACAUAAGUCAAAGGAGGAUAUAUUACUUUUUUCAGAAUGUGUAUGAUUCUCAAACAGGUACGGCCCGAUCCCCUUUAAAAGGUAAAAAUACUAAAAGUCAUAUUGACGAUGAGUUGAAGGAAAAGGUUCGUGACCACAUUAACUCGUUUCCCCGCAUAGAGGCUCAUUAUUGUCGAAAAGAUAGUACCAAAGAAUACCUAGAAGGGGAUUUAUCUCUGGCUGAAAUGUAUCGACUUUACUCAGCAUCAGUAGAAAAUCCAGUAAAAGAGUCACUCUAUAGGCAUAUUUUUAACCAUGAGUUCAAUUUAGAGUUUUUUAAGCCUAAAAAAGAUCGCUGCGACACUUGUGAAGCUUUUAAAUGUAAUCUGGAACCGAGUCAGGCAGAAACAGAAAGAUUUAACUUACACAAAACAGAAAAGGAUGCAGUCAAACUUGUUCGAGACAAAGACAGAGCUGUGUCAAUAAAAGCUGUAAAUGACUCAAAUACCUGCUUUAUAGCUUUUGACUUGGAAAAUGUUUUUGCUCUUCCAAAGGCCGAAGUUUCAAACUUUUUUUAUAAAAGAAAGUUAAAUUGCUACAAUCUUACAGCACAUGUAACAUACAAGGGCCAAAUAGAAUUAUAUUGUAUGGUUUGGCAUGAGUUGAUUUCAGGUUGA